Molecule: messenger RNA, 2154 nt
Organism: Euleptes europaea (tarantolino)
Lineage: Eukaryota; Metazoa; Chordata; Lepidosauria; Squamata; Sphaerodactylidae
Product: disintegrin and metalloproteinase domain-containing protein 20-like
Exons: 1
Coding region: 1-2154 (717 amino acids)
Biological process (GO): male gonad development; proteolysis
Cellular component (GO): sperm head plasma membrane; plasma membrane; external side of plasma membrane
Molecular function (GO): metalloendopeptidase activity
Source: RefSeq, a predicted model, not a curated record
AUGGCUAAUAAUCUUGCCUGGUUGUUAGUGCUGGUCUUGAGGAGUGUCCUGAAAGAGACUGCUGCCCAAACGCCCCCUCCAGGGUUCAGAUAUGCUUCUUAUGAGGUGAUCAUCCCAAGGAAACUGACCCCCAGGCAUGGGCUAAAAGAACCUCAGCAUGUGAACUACCUGCUGAAGAUUGAAGGGAAGAGCCACCUGGUAUACCUCAGGCAGAAGAGAGACUUUGUCCCCAAACACUUCCCUGUUUUCACCUACAGCAAGGAGGGGGAUCUCCAGGUGGAAUAUCCAUUCAUCAGGGAUGACUGUUUCUAUGAUGGCUUCGUACGGGGCAGGCCACUGUCUGUGGUUGCUUUUAGCACUUGUUCAGGAGGUCUCAGGGGUGUUUUGCAAGUAGAAAAUAAGUCCUAUGAAAUUGAACCUGUCCUGGCUUCUGCUACCUUUCAACAUGUGGUGUAUCACCUGGAAGAAGAGAAAGGGGCCAUCCACAUGAGGUGUGGGCUGACAAAAGAAGAGGAACUUCGUCAGGCAGCCAUGAUCCAAAACACAAGGACUAUAGCAACUGGAAGAUCUCAGGACAGACCCUGGUGGACACAUACAACAUAUGCAAAGGUUGUCAUUGUGGUGGAUCAUGAGCGCUAUGUUCAGUUCGGGAGAAAUGAAACUGUUGUUGCUCUGAACGUGUUGAAUGUCAUCCAUCUUUCAAAUUCCUGGUAUGCGCCACUUGGCGUUCAGAUAAUCCUUCUUGGAUUGGAAAUAUGGUCUGAAAGAAAUCUCAUAAAUAUCGCUGACACCAUAAAUGUUCUCCUUGACAAUUUUAAUACUUGGAGAAAAAACACACUUUAUUCACGUCUACCACAUGAUGCAGGCCACCUUUUUGUAUAUAAACGUUUUGGAGAUGCGCUGGGAUUAGCGUUCAUUGGAACAGUGUGUUGGAAUGCCUAUUCAAGUGCUGUUAAUGCUUAUGUAAGUUCCAGUUUGUUCCAUUUUACUAACACUUUUACCCAUGAACAAGGGCAUAUUCUUGGCAUGUACCAUGAUGUAGCACACUGUAAAUGUGAACGAGGUAGCUGCAUUAUGUCUGCCUAUCACUCAAACAGUGAUAAAUUCAGCAACUGCAGUUAUAAAGCGUUUUACAACUUAAUGAAAUCUGGCGGGGCACGGUGCUUGUUUUCUGCUGGACACCCUGAUAAACGGUAUAAACUCCCAUACUGUGGGAACAGAGUAGUGGAACAUGGAGAGCAAUGUGACUGUGGUUCAAGACAGAGCUGUCAACGGGAUCCUUGUUGCCAGUCUGAUUGCAAGUUGCGUUCGGGCAUCGCAUGUGCUUUUGGAGAGUGCUGCUCCGGAUGCCAGUAUCUUCCAGCUGGAACUGUUUGCAGGAAAAGUGCUAGUGUCUGUGACUUUCCAGAGUACUGCAACGGGACUUCAGAAUGGUGUCCUGAAGAUGUUUAUGUACAAGAUGGUGCCCCAUGUCAAGAUGGUACCUACUGUUAUCAUGGGAAAUGCUCUACUCACGAAGAACAGUGCAAGAUGAUCUUUGGCUCAAGCGCAACAGUGGCUUCUGAGGUCUGCUUCAGAGAACUGAAUACUCAAGGCGACCGCUUUGGCAACUGUGGGGUUCGUGGUGCUUAUAUAAAAUGUACUUCUGGGAAUGUCCUGUGUGGCCGAAUCCAGUGUAAAGACGUUGUUGAAUUCCUUCCUUUGGAAGGACACAGCACCAUAAUUCAAACACGAGUUAACAACAGUUUAUGCUGGGGCACAGACUACCAUUAUGGAUCGAGAAUACCUGAUAUUGGAGCUGUGAACGAUGGCACUUCCUGUGGCAAAGAUAUGAUGUGUAUUAAUAAGCAAUGUGUUAAUAUAUCUCGCUUGAACUAUGAUUGUAAUAUGACAAAGUGCCACAAUUGGGGAAUCUGUAACAGCCACAAAAAUUGUCACUGUGAUUAUGGCUGGGCCCCUCCAUACUGUCUAAGCGAAGGUUAUGGUGGCAGUAUUGACAGCGGACCCCCUCCAUCACAGCGGCUCACUGCGCCAUUUAUUAGAGGGCUCCUAAUUCCCCCUGCUGUUCUCGUUGUUGUUAGUGUUGCUGGUCUUGGUGCAUAUUACAGAGUCAAUCUGAUGCAGUGGGGUAGAACAUUUUGGGAACAAAAUUGA